Rotaria sp. Silwood2 is the source of this 1572-nucleotide messenger RNA. Lineage: Eukaryota; Metazoa; Rotifera; Eurotatoria; Philodinida; Philodinidae. The record is from the annotation of a GenBank genome assembly.
AUGAAUAAAGUCAAACCUCAUGUGUUAUUACUUUGUUCUAUUAUUGGUAUUGGUAAUAAUCGUUUGGAGCAACUGGUACUUGAUAAAUGCCAAGAAAUAGAUUUAACUUUUGAUUAUCCACAAUCAUCUCAUGAAUCACUUUUUGAACGAUUUUAUUUAUACGUGCUGCCUCGUAUCAUCAAUAACAUUCAAUCGUUGACACUCCACAUUCAACAUCUUCCCAAGAUUGCCAGUUUUGUUGAAAAAAAUUGUGAUGGAAUUCUUCCAAAUUUGACACAUUUAAGAAUAAUGCUUGGUAGGCGAAAUCCUAAAACAGGCACACCAUUUACAAUAGGUUUGGGUAUUUACAGUAUGUUCCGGAAUUGGCCUCUUCUCUCAAUUAUACCUCAACUUUUUCGAGUAGAGGGAACUCCUCGUAGUGAAAUCUUAUCUAGUUUCUGUUCUUCACUACUCAUGUGUUCUAUUGUAUCAUUUGAACUUGAUGAUGACUGUAUCUUACCAAAAAUAUUUAAUGUUCGCGAGUUGUUUUUUCCUCAUUCACAUCAACUAACUCAUAUUCGAAUAACAUUAUGUUAUUUUGAACAUUGUAUCAGUUUACUUAAACAAUUGGGUUCACAACUGUAUUCAUUCAGUGUAAACAUUGUAUAUGUUGAUGGUACCGCAAUACGUGUUAUCUAUGAAAUACCAUCGAUUUUAUGUCCAAAUUUAAAACAGUUGACAAUGACAAUGUAUUACAGUUUUGUUGGCUAUAAAGAAUGUCUUGUAUCUCUUCUACAACGUUUCUCGAAUGUGGAAUAUUUAACAUUACUAUUAGCUAUUGAUUUAAGAGAAUCUAGUCCAAAUCAUUUUAUUAAUGGAUAUGAUUUAGAGAAUGACAUUAUUUCAUACAUGCCUCAUUUAAAUCAAUUUAAUUUUCACAUCCGUUCUAUAUUAGAAAAUGCUGCGCAUGUUGAAAUUGAUACAAUUCGUCAAAGUUUUAUGAAACAACAAUAUCGAUUUGUUGGUUGUACAAUCGACUAUUUCAAUAAUAAUUAUGGUCAAUGUCAAAUCUACUCACUUCCAUUUAUUGGUACUCGUCUCGACUUUAUUUCUAAUCGAUUUCCACUCUUUGAUAUCAAUAACACAUUCUCAAUGGUUACUGUAUUAUUACUUUUCGAUGAUAUUAAACCAUUCGAAAAUGUUUUCUUUGAACGUCUUGCUCAAACUCUACUUCAUCUUAGAACACUUGAAGUAGUUAAUAGACUUGAACAACAAGAGAAGACAACAACAUCGACAAACAAUCUUAAGUUUAUUCAUUUAGCUACACUGAUUCUAUUUGAUAUUCAUAUGAAUUAUGCUGAACAAUUCCUUUGUCGAACUUAUCUUCCUUGUUUAAACGAACUUGCCAUUCAUACGGAUGCAUUGUUUGCAAUAAUCGCUCAAGAUCAACAUCAAACAAGAGAUAAUUGUUCUAGAGUAGAAAGAUUACGAACUUCCAAACCAUUGUAUAACUCAAUCAAUGCUAUUCAAAACUAUUUUCCACCAGAUUCCUAUAUACAGCAUCCGGACGAAAUAGAGGAAGAAAACACAUGA